Messenger RNA from Indicator indicator, 2746 nucleotides. It is a transcript of the gene REPS2, whose product is annotated as RALBP1 associated Eps domain containing 2. Bases 1 to 1917 code for a protein of 638 amino acids. Gene Ontology annotation, biological process: endosomal transport; endocytosis. The record is from RefSeq and is a predicted model, not a curated record. Gene Ontology annotation, molecular function: calcium ion binding; protein binding. Gene Ontology annotation, cellular component: cytoplasm; plasma membrane. Lineage: Eukaryota; Metazoa; Chordata; Aves; Piciformes; Indicatoridae. The transcript has 18 exons.
AUGGAGCAGGGGCCGGCUGGGGGGUCCGCCGCCGCCACCACCAGCACCGGUGGUGUGCUGCUGGCGCUGAGCGAGAGCGAGCAGCAGCGCUACUCCGAGCUCUUCUCGCGGUGCUGCCCUCCCCCCGAGGCGGCGGCGGGGGGCAGCAGCGUGGGCGAGCUGUUCCGGGCCUCCCAGCUGCCCCCGGACACGCUGCACCAGAUCACAGAGGUGUGUGGAGCCAAGCGUGUGGGUUACUUUGGUCCUGCCCAGUUCUACCUUGCCUUGAAGCUAAUUGCAGCAGCACAGUCAGGGUUCCCAGUACGAAUUGAGAGCAUUAAGAAUGAGCUGCCUCUGCCGCGGUUCCCGGCGCUGAAAGCUGACAGUGAAGCAUGGUAUGGGACCCCUGCAGACCUCCAGCCAGGGAAGUUUCAGCUUCCACAUGCAGCCUUGGAAAAAAACUCCUACAAAAGAACAGAUGAAGGGGACAAACAGGAAGCCAAGUCCCCAUCGAUGUCUCCAAUGUGUUCACCUCCUGCUUCUCCAUCAGCUUACCAGAGAGUGCCCUUGACUUAUGGAUAUGGCAAAUCAAGAAGUGGGCUCGAGCAGCAGCAUGGAGCUCCUUAUGAAGUCAGGCACUCUGCUCACCAGCAAGAUGGACCAGGAAAUUAUGGAGCCAAACCUGCACUUGCCUGUUCAGCUCUUAACCAGUCUCUUUCAGUGGAACAGGAGCAGCAGGACAGCAGCAGCCAAUACUCAGAUGACCCUUGGAGGAUAACAGAGGAGCAGAGAGAUUACUACAUCAACCAGUUCAAGUCCCUGCAGCCUGACCUCAGCUCCUUCAUUUCAGGUUCUGUGGCAAAGAAUUUCUUCACAAAAUCCAGGCUGCCCAUCCCAGAGCUGUCUCACAUCUGGGAGCUGAGCGACGUGGACUGCGACGGGGCACUGACACUGCCAGAGUUCUGUGCUGCUUUCCACCUGGUGGUUGCAAGGAAGAAUGGUUACCAGCUGCCAGAGACACUGCCAGAGACACUGCUGCCUGAGUACCUGCAAGCAGCUUCCUUGAAGCCCAUCCAUGACUGCACACUGUUUGAUUCCUACUCUGAGGCGUUGCCAGGGGCUCAGCAGAGUCGGGACUUCAGCCGUGCAGAGAAGACAUCAGCUGAAGAGGCUUCUGCUAGCUCUGCCCUGUUACCAGAUGGAAAGAAAGAUGACAAACAAGCUCUUAAAGGCAGUGCUGCUCUCAAAACCAUACCAAAGGAAUUUCAGCACUUGACCAUGAAAACAGCUGCUCAGGAAUCUAAUGCACUUAGAGCCAGACCACGCUCCAGGUCUUAUUCCAGCACAUCCCUAGAAGAUGCCAUGAAGAAGGGAGAGGAGCCCCCUACUCCACCUCCAAGGCCACAGAAAUCACAUUCCAGAGCUUCCUCUCUGGAUCUGAAUAAAAUAUUUCAGCAAAACACUCAAGCUGUGAGGUCUGGCUGGCUGCCUCCACCACCACCUGCACUGCCCCCUCGACCUUCAGUGUCUCAGACAGAGCAGCCCUAUGAGGUUGAAUUACAUCCUCAGCUGAACAGAGCCCCGGCACAGGCAGAAGAAAACAGUCCAGCAAAAAAGGAGGUGGUCCUCGCUCAGCCGCCCUCCAAACCUGCCCGCAGGAAGCUCCGGACGGAGGCCCAGGGGUUGGAGACCCCCGAGCUUUCUCCCACUAUCAGUGUGACUUCUGCCCUGCCAGCAGCCAAGACUCACCUCCCAGUCCAAAAACAGCCUUCCAAGCAGAAGAGAGCUAUCCAGACAGCCAUCCGCAAGAAUAAGGAGGCCAACGCCGUGCUGGCCAGGCUCAACAGCGAGCUCCAGCAGCAGCUGAAGGAGGUGCACAAGGAGCGCAUCGCCCUGGAGACGCAGCUGGAGCAGCUCCGACCUGUCACUGUCCUCUGACUCCCACCCUGCAGCAGAGCCCAUGGCCUGGCAGCCUGCCCAGCAGAGGAGCACCAGGCAGGGCCUCUGCCAAGGUGGUGACUGUGGGGAGGACCAGCUUGUGGGGUCUCCCUUGGCCCUGCUGCUUGGAGGUGAAGAAGGUACAGAAAGCAAGCAGCUGCCUGCAGGGUGUCUGUGAGCAGAGGGCUGCUCUGCCUUCCCUUCCUCCCUCCUUCCCACACAGAAAUGAAGGACCUGAGAGUGUUUUAUUUAUGUAGAGAAUUCCUGAUUUUAUCUGCAUCCUGGCAGUACCUCCUGCCCAUGACUGGAGCGCCUACAGCAUUGCUGAAUGCUUGCUUCAGUUUCAGAACUCAUCCUCCUGAGGUGGGGCUUCUGGAUGGUACUGACUGCUGGAGGUGUUGGUGUCCUGGUGGGGAACCUGGGGGUUGGAUGUUCUAACAGGACCCCACAAAACCCUCACCAGACAGAGUCUUUAUCUGCAGGCAUUGCUCAGAUGAUUAUUUUCUUAGGACUGCUUGGUAUGGGACCGUGGAUGUAUUUUGGUGGUAGAGAACUUGGAUGUUAGAAGUGCAAAUCACACAAGAGAGAACAGGGGAAAAAUAACAACAAUUAAAAAAAAAAGACUAAAAUUUACUUAUUUUGGAAAUUGCAAAUAAAAAAAGAAAAAUCCUAUUUUUUUUUGUUUGUUUGGAGCUAGAACUAUUUGCCAUCAGCAGUGUUUGAUCACCUGCUUGCAACUCCCACUGUCUCUGCAGACCUUUAGUAUCUUUGAGAUCACUGACUUAGAGCGUUUUUUACUAUUUUUCUUUCGGGGGUUUGUUUUAUUCUU